Messenger RNA from Erinaceus europaeus (western European hedgehog), 1050 nucleotides. RefSeq names its product sperm microtubule inner protein 6 (gene SPMIP6). The record is from RefSeq and is a predicted model, not a curated record. Bases 107 to 997 code for a protein of 296 amino acids. The transcript has 7 exons. Lineage: Eukaryota; Metazoa; Chordata; Mammalia; Eulipotyphla; Erinaceidae. Gene Ontology annotation, molecular function: alpha-tubulin binding. Gene Ontology annotation, cellular component: manchette; perinuclear region of cytoplasm.
CACAGCAGCUAGGGGGUGUGGGCUAUCUGGGCGAGGGGGUGCUCACUGAUGUCUUACAGGAGCCCUUGGUAGACAGGACCCACAACAGCAUCCUCUAGACUCCACUAUGUUCCUCUUUUCUCGUAAGACUAAAACCCCCGUCAGCACCUACACUGAUUCCUACAGAGCUCCUACCUCCAUCAAGGAGGUCUACAAGGACCCACCUCUAUAUGCCUGGGAAGCCAACAAAUUUGUCACCCCGGGCCUUACUCACACCAUGAGGCGCCAAGUGGAUCCUGAAGCCCUGCAGAAGAUGCUCAGAUGUGCUGUGGAAGACUACACUUACAAGAGUUGCAUACCAGCUCACCCCUACUUGCCUGAGAAAUACUGGAUCUCUCAGAUGGAAGCAGACAGAUGCUACCCGUAUGGUGACCGAUGUAACAUUCUGAGGAUGGAACCUUACUACUGUUCUGGCUGGAACAACAGAUACACCACAUGCCUUCCCCAGCUGCCCAAGGAUGCCGGAAUGGAGACAGUAGUUCGAGGAAUGCCCUUGGAGUGUCCUCCUAAACCCGAGCAACUCAACUCUUACGAGCGCAGUGUGGUGGCCAACAUGCUGAACACGCUGACACGGUACCAGACGCUGCCGCAGAUCACACCCCGGUGCGGGUGCGUGGACGCGCUGCCGCGCCGCCUGCCCUUCCAGGGUUACCAGAGCGCCUGCUCGGGCCGCCACUACUGCCUGCGCGGGAUGGACUACUACCUCACCGGGGAGCCUUGCACCCAACGCAGCCUGCGCCCUCUGUGCUCCCAGCUGCCGACUGUAAGGAGUGUACCCCCCUGCGAGCACCGGCCCGGAAUGCAGUGUGCUGUUAUAACUCCCCCACCAUCCUACUGCCCGUGUCCGAACCUUAGGUGGGACACAAGUCAUUUCAAGAAGACCGGUGGUCCCCAAAGAAACAACUAUGUUGUCCACCCUGAGUUUGUAUCUGAGAGCUAUCCAAAGUACUACUUUUAAGACCCUCGGCUGGUGGGUACAAGGGAACUGAUCAAUAAACUCUUUACCUCAAA